Messenger RNA from Fopius arisanus, 2888 nucleotides. RefSeq names its product topoisomerase 3-beta (gene Top3beta). Gene Ontology annotation, molecular function: DNA topoisomerase type I (single strand cut, ATP-independent) activity; DNA binding. Bases 112 to 2664 code for a protein of 850 amino acids. The record is from RefSeq and is a predicted model, not a curated record. NCBI's taxonomy places the organism in Eukaryota, Metazoa, Arthropoda, Insecta, Hymenoptera, Braconidae. Gene Ontology annotation, cellular component: nucleus. Gene Ontology annotation, biological process: DNA topological change. The transcript is spliced from 4 exons.
UCAUGGCGGCUGCCAUGAAUAUGUCAACUGCAGGGGAUUCGUAAAAAUCUCAUUAUUAUCGAUCUUCACUCGUUUAUUAAUUUUGGUAAUUUCGAGGCAAAUCGGUGAAUUAUGAAGACUGCGUUGAUGGUUGCUGAGAAGCCGUCACUCGCGGCUUCUCUUGCUAAUAUUCUUAGCAAUGGAAAGUCCACCUGUAGGAAAGGAAUGAACGGUUCAUGCUCAGUGCACGAAUGGAUCGGUCAGUUGCGAUCUGAAACAGUGAGUUUCAAAAUGACCUCAGUCUGUGGUCACGUAAUGAGUCUGGACUUCAUCAGCAAAUACAACAACUGGGAUAAAGUGGAUCCAGCAGAGCUAUUCACUUGUCAAACCGAGAAGAAAGAAGCCGUGCCAAAGCUGCGAAUCCCCUCAUUCCUGGGUAAAGAGGGCUCGCACUGUGACUACCUCAUCCUCUGGUUGGAUUGCGACAAAGAGGGUGAGAAUAUUUGUUUCGAGGUAAUUCAGGCCGUCCAGCAGGUGAGAAGUUCCCGUCUGAAUGCCAGCAAUAUCUGGCGAGCAAAAUUCUCAGCGAUCACAGAGCGAGACAUAAAAGCAGCCCUGCAAAAUCUCGCUCGACCAAAUGAGAACGAGGCUAGGAGUGUCGAUGCACGACAGGAGUUGGACCUGCGCAUUGGCUGUGCCUUCACGAGAUUCCAGACAAAAUUCUUCCAGGGAAAAUACGGCGACCUGGACGCCUCCCUGAUAUCCUACGGUCCCUGUCAGACCCCAACCCUAGGUUUCUGUGUUCAGAGGCAUGACGAGAUUCAAACCUUCAAGCCCGAUCCUUAUUGGCUCCUCCAGGUGACAAUAAGAACGACCGAGGGCCAGGACCUGAUCCUGAGCUGGUCGAGAGGUCGAUCCUUUGACAAGGAAAUAGCGAAUAUCUUUCUGUCUCAUGUAAAAGAGCACGAGCAGGCGACAAUCGUCAAUAUCCAGAGCUCGGAGAAGACCAAAGGCCGACCAAUCGCUCUCAACACUGUGGAGUUAAUGAGAGUCUCGAGUUCGGGCCUGGGGAUGGGUCCUCAUCACGCCAUGCAAAUUGCAGAACGUCUGUACACCCAGGGAUACAUCAGCUAUCCCAGGACCGAGACCACCUCCUAUCCAGAGAAUUUUGACCUUCUGGCUACUCUCAGGCAGCAACAGAACAGUUCAGAAUGGGGAGAUGAAGUGAAAAAAAUUCUGGCAAGUGGAAUAAACAGACCAAAAAAGGGCCACGAUGCUGGGGAUCAUCCGCCCAUCACACCCAUGAAAUCUGUCUCGAGGAAUGAACUAGACGGCGACGCCUGGAGGAUUUACGACUAUAUCACCAGACAUUUCAUUGCCACUCUUGCCAAAGACUGCAAGUAUCUCAGUACAACCGUUAAAUUUGAGAUUGGAAUCGAGAGUUUUUCUCUGACUGGAACUAGUCUCAUUGAUCCUGGGUACACGAGUCUUCUCACCUGGCAGGCACUCGGCGCUAAUGAGGGUCUGCCUAGGUUUACCAUCGGAGAGAGGGUCAAUAUUCAGGACGCUAAGCUCCUCGAUUGCUACACACAACCACCGGAUUACUUAACUGAGUCCGAGCUUAUUACACUCAUGGAGAAACAUGGCAUUGGCACAGAUGCCUCUAUUCCAGUACAUAUUAAUAACAUCUGCAUCAGAAAUUAUGUGACUGUUGUGCCCGGGAGAAAGCUCACACCCACUUCCCUGGGGAUUGUCCUGGUGCAUGGGUAUCAGAAGAUUGAUCCAGACCUGGUGCUCCCCACUAUGCGUUCAGCCGUGGAGGAACAGCUGAAUCUGAUAGCCCUAGGUCGAGCUGAUUUUCACGCUGUUCUUCAGCACACACUCGAAGUAUUCAAACAAAAAUUCCACUACUUUGUUCAGAGUAUCGAUGGUAUGGAUCAACUCUUCGAGGUAUCAUUUUCCCCUCUCUCUGCCUCGGGCAAAGCUCUCUCCCGAUGUGGCAAGUGUCGUCGUUACAUGAAAUACAUUCAGACAAAACCAUCGAGAUCUCAUUGCGCCCAUUGUAAUGAGACUUACAAUUUACCGCAAAAUGGUAAUAUCAGGAUUUACAAGGAGCUUAAAUGUCCACUUGACGAUUUUGAACUGUUGUCAUGGUCGACAGGCACCAGAGGAAAGAGUUUCACCUUCUGUCCGUAUUGCUAUAAUAAUCCUCCAUUCAGGGACAUGAAGAAAGGAAACACUGGGUGUAACUCGUGCACCCAUCCAACAUGUGCCCACGGUUUAAAUUCAAAUGGUGUUUCGAGUUGUCCCGAGUGUGAAGCUGGAAUUCUGGUGCUGGAUCCGUCAGCAGCACCAAAAUGGAAACUAGGAUGUAACAGAUGUGACGUUAUCAUUCACUUCUUCGAGAAUUCCCACAAAGUGACUGUUGACACUGACGUUUGCGACUGCGGUGCACAACUUAUCACAGUCCAGUACAAGGAGGACAAGAGUAAAUUGCCGAAUGAGGCAACUGAGAUGACUGGCUGUGUAUUUUGUACACCUGAGUUUGGUCCACUUGUUGAGAAGCACAGAGCAGUGGCAUCCAAGCCAGUGAUGACCAGAGGACGAGGUCAUGCCAAGGGUCGCAGUCGUGGAAAGCCACGACCCAAGGACAAGAUGGCGCAAUUAGCUGCUUACUUUGUGUAAAAUAAAUACGUCGAUGAAUAACGCGCGGUGAAUAACAAUCUAUGUAAUUAAACCGUUGAGCGAUGUGGAAAGGAGUGCAAUGUAAUUGUCAAUUUAUCUCGUUUAUUCAUUGAAGGGAGACUGAUUAGUUUUCAAAGUCGUGAAGAUUUUUUUUCGUUGAGAACUUUUUUUUUUUUGUAUUUCUUAAUUGUUUACAUGUUGAAUUAAAGGAUAUUAAAUCAUAA